This is a messenger RNA of Colletotrichum paranaense, 1182 nucleotides long. Its product is annotated as NADH:flavin oxidoreductase/NADH oxidase. Gene Ontology annotation, molecular function: NADPH dehydrogenase activity; FMN binding. Lineage: Eukaryota; Fungi; Ascomycota; Sordariomycetes; Glomerellales; Glomerellaceae. The transcript has a single exon. The record is from RefSeq and is a predicted model, not a curated record. Bases 1 to 1182 code for a protein of 393 amino acids.
AUGGCAUCGCCUAACAUUACGGAAAGCAAACUCUUCAAGCCUUUGAAGCUUGGCAAUACACAACUUGAGCAUCGGAUUGCUCUAGCACCGUUGACCCGAUACCGAAACGAUGCAAACCACGUGGCAAAACCUUUUGUUCCUCGAUACUACAGUGACAGAGCCUCAACUCCGGGUACUUUGAUUAUCUCAGAGGCCACUGGCACUUCAAUGCCAGAGACUGGAGUACCGCACGGCCCAGCCUUUGUCACAGACGAGCAAGUUGCUGCUUGGGAAAAGGUCAUUGCUGCAGUUCACGAAAAGAAAGGUGUCUGGUUUCAGCAAAUCUGGGCUCAAGGGCGAGCUGCAGACCCCGACUACCAGAAGCAGCGCGGCUACAAGUUUCGUUCCUCAAGUGCUGUGCCCAUGGAGCCUGGCGCAGCUGUUCCUGAGGAAAUGACUGAAGAAGAGAUUUUGCAAGUUAUCCAAGACUUUGCGGACACCGCCAAGAGAGUUGUUGCUGCAGGCGGCGAUGGUGUUGAAAUUCAUGGAGCCCACGGUUACCUACUGGACCAGUUCCUCUCGGACUCCGUCAACAAGCGUACAGACAAAUGGGGAGGCUCUAUUGAAAACCGGGCUCGGCUUCUUCUUGAAGUCAUUAAGGCAGUUGUUGAGGUCAUCGGCGCUGAAAAGGUGGCACUUCGACUCUCUCCGUAUGCAUCGUUCCAAGGGGCAGAGUCGUCUGAUAUCCACGGACAGUACACAUAUAUUGUCAAGGAACUGAAGAAGAUGAACGUUCCCUUCGCCUAUCUGUCGCUUGUUGAGGCUCGAGGCGACCCGGCCAAGCUUUUGAACACUACGCACGAUCCCAAGAUUGCUCAACAGACACUCGACUUUAUCCUCGAUAUCUGGGAUAACUUGUCCCCCGUUGUUGUGGCUGGUGGUUAUGGUCCCGAAAGCGCUGCCCAGGCACUUGAUGGGCACUACGCAAAGUGGGAUGUCAUCGUUGCAUUUGGAAGAAGCUUUAUUGCAAACCCCGACCUUGUCUGGCGUUUCAAGCACGGCGUUCCACUCACAAAGUACCAUCGAUUCUCGUUCUACAUCAGGGGAUCGGAGAUUGGGUACAACGAUUACACAUUUAGCCAGGAGUACAUUGACGCACAGCGCGAAUGGGCUUUGACGCAUUUGGCUUCAAACUCGAAGUAG